CAGUUCUCCAGUUUCAGGCCAGCUGCCUUAUGGGUGACACACCACAAACCUGACCCACCUGGACAGCACCCAGAACAAUGAACCAGUCUGAACUGACAACGGACCCGCUGCUCACUGCCAACAGCAGUCAUGGAGACGUCUUUCCUUACAGGGCUGCCAACCAUUCCUGUCCCUUGGGCUGGGGGCUGAACGAAGGCCUAGAGGCUUGCGUCCUGGAGACUGCUGUCAUUGUACUUCUGACAGUGCUUAUUAUUGCAGGAAACCUGACGGUGAUCUUCGUGUUCCACUGUGCCCCUCUACUACACCACUACACCACCAGCUACUUCAUCCAGACCAUGGCCUAUGCCGACCUGCUGGUGGGUCUUAGCUGCCUGGUGCCCACCCUGUCUCUUCUCCACUACCCAGCAGGUGUUCAAGAGCCCAUCACAUGCCAGGUUUUCAGCUACGUCAUCUCUGUUCUGAAGAGUGUUUCAAUGGCCUGCUUGGCUUGUAUCAGUGUGGAUCGUUACCUGGCUAUAACUAAACCACUGUCGUACAACCAGCUGGUGACGCCGUGCAGACUACGAGGGUGCAUCACCCUAAUUUGGGUCUACUCUAGCCUGGUCUUCUUGCCUUCCUUCUUUGGGUGGGGUAAACCAGGCUAUCAUGGGGACAUUUUUGAGUGGUGCGCACACUCUUGGCCCACAUCUGCCCUCUUUACAGGCUUUGUGGUGUGUUUGCUCUAUGCGCCUGCUGCACUUGUGGUUUGUUUUACCUAUUACCAUAUAUUUCGCAUCUGCCAGCAGCACAACAGGGAGAUCAGUGAACGGCGGGCACGUUUCCCCAGCCAGGAGAUGGAGGCUGGUGAGGGGGGUGGCAGUGGGCAUCAUGGAGGACAUGGACCAGAUCGGCGCUAUGCGAUGGUGCUGUUCCGCAUCACCAGUGUUUUCUAUAUGCUUUGGCUGCCCUACAUUAUCUACUUUCUGCUAGAGAGCUCCCAUGUGCUGGAUAGCCCUGCCCUGUCCUUCAUCACCACCUGGCUGGCCAUUAGCAACAGCUUUUGCAACUGUGUCAUCUACAGCCUGUCUAAUAGUGUGUUCCGCCUCGGCAUGCGUAGGCUCUCACAGACAAUUUGCUCCUUCAGCCAUUGCGCAGCCGAUGACAGGGACUUUGGGGAGCCUAAACCUAGGAAGAGGGCAAACUCGUGCUCCAUCUGAUGGGAUGACCUUUACAGAAUGAGGAUACUGCAGGAAUCUACAAAUGGGAAACAAGAAUCUUAACAAGCUUAGCAGCUAGUUAACUUUCAGUAACAUUGGGAGGGCUUAACCCAACAGAAAAUGGGUUCUGUUGUAUCGGCCUGUCAGCUAACACCAGUGACAUUGCCUUGGUCACAAUAAACCAUGGUUUAUUGCAUUUCAAGCUUUUCAAGGAGAUGGGUGCUGUGUCUAAACAAAGAGAUUUAACGAGAUGGUCAUUCUCUGAUGGCUUUUAUUCUGUGGUAUGUGACUUGGCUGUGGAUCAAAUAGAAAGAAGUCUCCCCAUGUUGUUCUUAGCCUUUACAUCCCACUGUAUGUCAACCAGGUCUGACAUUGUGAGAUGACUAAACUGUAAAAAUUCACUAAUAUCUUUUCAGACAUCAAAUGUGGCCACACUAUUUCAUGCCUGUUACAUUUUGUCAGUAGUUGUGAAGUGGAUCAACUUUCGAUUUGAUGUCCCGAUACUUUCUGUCAGUAGGAGUGACUGGAUAACCUACACAUACUUGUGUUAAUAAACCUGUUUAAAGGUUGUAAAUGGAUCAUUUACUUUUUAGUUGUAUAAACACACACAGUGGCCAUGACGGCAGCCAUUAUGCUGCUGAUGAAUAACAGAUGGUGUAAGGUCGUGACUGUUUGCUAGAGAAAAGUGCGCACUCAGUUUCUACUGAAUUAUUUUGUGUUGAGUCUGUAAACAUGAUGAGUGCAGGUGAACAGGAGAGAUGCAAAACAAGUGUUGGCUAGGUGUUCUGACACAUUUAUUUUGUAUUAUCAGGGUGAUGGGCCAAUCUGACCCUUGGUUAACAUUUUAAUAAAGUUGUUUAUUGAGACCUUCUGCAAAACUGUAAAAAUGCACAGUAAUCUUCAAUAGUAAAACUCCAAUUCAACACUGUUUGGAAAGUAAUACCCCUACAUCACAGCAUUAGACUGUUACUCAAUUUUAACUUGUAAAAGGAGUGUUGAAACCUUUUAAAUCUAGUCAAAAUCCUCUAAAUACGAUGUUUCACUUGACACAACAUGGUUACUAAUCUAUAAUAUAGAUUGUCAACACAUUUCCUACUGCUGUAGUGUGACCUGUAUCAGAUUUUGCACAGAUCACAUGCUGCUUUCAUUGUUUACCAAUUCAAAUAUUAGCUGAUUAUGGUUUAUCACCAAUUAAUUGGUGCCACUCAACUAAGAAGCACCGUGUGUCUAGAAUUCAGACAAAGGAUGUGUUGGUUUGACUCUAAGGCCUUUAUAUUGAAAGCAGUGAACUGAUGCUUGCAGCAGAUAACUACCCAGCAUAGUUUUUUUCCCCCCAAGGUCCCCCCUUGUGUUUUUGAAAUAGCCCAUCAGGGCCAGCAUUCCCACCAUUGGUGUGGCAUUCCUGAUAUGGCUUUGUUAUGAGUAUUCUGCUAACACUUAAAUGCAUGAUUGCUCAUGACAGCCAUUUCUAACCAACAAAUAUAUAUUACAUUCCACCUGUACAUGUAAGUUCAUGUAUAUCGAAUAGUGAACAAACAGCAGUUAUAGGUUCAGUUUAGGAACAUCAUUCUGUAUCUGAGCUGACUUGGGGAUAUCAUUUUUAGAUGCACCUCUCGGAUGUUGCGUUUGAUACACACACAAACUUCUCUAAAACAUUUAAAAGUGAGAACAGUGAUAGUAGUUGCAGUGUAGACCAGAAUAUAUAGGCUGGUUUGGGGUGCUUUACAUCAGUGAGAAAGUUAUCUUCAGAUCAGAUGAUAUUGGGCUUUAUUUCCCAGCAGCGGUGGACAGGGUCUCAGGUUAAUGUGAUCUGAUCUGUCUAGAGGUCGCUGUGAGGUUAAAACUUAACUGAUCUGAAAUAACAUGAUUAGUUGUGAUACAGGUUUAAGGCUAUCUAGCUUAUUUUGUCGGUAGCUUAUUUUGUGUAGGUUUGUUCAACCUUUGGCCGGAGAAUCCUAAUUACUUUUAAUAUGCCCCACUUUCUUUCAGCUGUACCAAUUUGGUUGCGGAUUGCAAAAAAAUCACUGCCCUCAAACUACAGGCCUGAAUGUCUUACAUUCUUCUCAGUACUUUUGUGAAUGACCUUAGUAUAUAGUGUGCACUUCUCACAGGGUUAAACCUAACUGGGAAUCACACUUUGGUCAUUUUGGUAACUGGGCUUGUGGAAUUUUCCUUAUCCUUUAUUAUGAUGUCCGUACCCAAGCCACAGAUGGUUGUUUUGGAAAGGGCAGAAUAUAGGUGUUAGAAAUGGAGUCCCUAAUUACUCCAUUCGGCAAAAAAUAUAUACAGUAUUGUUCUUUCACUGUGGCCAUUCCAGCUUGGUAAAAUCUAAAGACUUUUGAUAUACUAAGUGCAGAUGGUGUGUGUGUUGUUUAAACAACCCAUAAACUGCCAUUGGUUAUGCCUCCCAUACUUUGCUAGUUAUCAGUCACUCCAGUCAAUUUUCCUUGUUACAUUGCCUUGAUCAUUAGAUCAGUGCCGAAGCAUAAUCAAUUUCAAAAGAAUACAUCCACGUAAUAGCCAAUAAGUUACAGAUCUCCCUCUUUGCUCAUAGAGUAGUGUAAUCUGUGGUUUAGGCCUUGCUUGUAGUAUAGUCCAUGCACAGCAAACCCAGCCCCGUGAUAUUGUAAAUGCAUUCUAUGCUGCUUAAUAGUAGCCUGUAUAAGUCAUUCCUCAUUUUAAAGCUGCAUUAAGUGAUUUCUGACCACCAGGGGCAGAAAGACUCUGAGCCUUUAGCUUGUUCUUUAUUAGUGACAAGAAAUGUGCUACUUCACAUCUAGCUAAAACAGCUACCUGAUCAUUCCAUUCAAGAGUCUUUCUGGCCAUUCUGAUGAAUGUAAGUUCACUAUUGUUUGUAAGCCACUGUUUGGUAAACCAAUACCACUAAUGUCUUUUUUGGGUUAUCUACAUACUCAAUUAUCUUUACCAUCAUUUACUUUGGCUCUCUGCAGUUAUGCAUGAGGUGGGUAGUCUCUGUGCCAGCAUUGUUUUUGUUUUGUUGUUUCAGACAACCAGGAUAACCGAUAUCGUAAGGUAACAGCAGCUAUCUAAAGCUACAGUAUAGGCUGUUGAUUCUUAGCGUGCUCAGCAUUCAUCACCCUUUAACAUAUUCAUAUUCAGUUGUUUGAGUCAGUGUUGGUAAAAUAUAUAUUGCUUUAUGCAGCUUUAACACAUUGCAGAUGGUUCUGUAUAUGUGCCUA
This is a messenger RNA of Cyclopterus lumpus (lumpfish), 4396 nucleotides long. RefSeq names its product G protein-coupled receptor 52 (gene gpr52). NCBI's taxonomy places the organism in Eukaryota, Metazoa, Chordata, Actinopteri, Perciformes, Cyclopteridae. The record is from RefSeq and is a predicted model, not a curated record. The transcript has a single exon. Bases 78 to 1196 code for a protein of 372 amino acids. Gene Ontology annotation, molecular function: G protein-coupled receptor activity. Gene Ontology annotation, cellular component: membrane. Gene Ontology annotation, biological process: G protein-coupled receptor signaling pathway.